AUGGAGAUGCAAGUGGAUGUGGAUGGAACCUACAAAGGGCAGUGGCUGCGCGGCCUCCGCCAUGGCUACGGCGUGCGCACCUCCGCCCAGUUCGGCCAGGCCUCCGUCAGCAGACCGAGGGCGAACAACAGAGGCUCCACGACCUCCCUGCGCUCUGACGGCGCCGGCGACCCGCUCGCGGAUAGAGAUCUAAGGUCAAAUGUAGAUGAUGGGCGCGGAGGCUUCGUGUUGAGGGCGAGGAGUGACGAGAUCCCACGUCGUAGGGGCAGCCUCGUCUCCGAUCGACCAAGUAACAUCAGAAACGUCUUCAAGGGCCUGAAGAUGCGUCGCCAGCGGAGCACGGGAGACAUCCAGACCGGGCGCGCGUCCGGAUCCAUCCGCUCGACCGGGUCUUCGGCGUCGUGGAUGUCGACGGACUCCGGCCAGUCGGCGUACACAGUAGGGGACGUUCCGGAUGAGGGUUCGAACGCCUCCUUCAUCAUCGAGGACGAACAGCUGGACGCGAGUGUGGUGGAGAACUACAUGGGCGAGUGGAAAAACGACAAAAGAUGCGGAUUUGGCGUCUCCGACCGCACCGACGGACUCAAAUACGAGGGCGAAUGGUACAACAACAAGAAAUACGGAUACGGAGUUACUACGUUUAAGGACGGCACCAAGGAAGAGGGGAAAUACAAGAACAACGUCCUCAUCACAUCCAACAAGAAGAAACAUGUUUUCCUCAUUCGCUCCGCCAAGUUUCGCGAGCGGAUCGAGGCAGCGGUGGCGGCCGCGCAGAAGGCAGCCAAGAUCGCCAUGCAGAAGGAGGAUAUCGCUAUCUCUCGGACCGCUACUGCCCGCGGGAAAGCCGAGCAGGCAGAUAUGUACGCUGUGCACGCGAGGGAGGACUCGGAUAUUGCAAGAAUUUUCGCCAAACAGUUUGCACCAGAUUUCCACCAAGCAGGAGUCGCGGCGCAGGAGGCGGCGGGCUCGCGGCGCACGUCCAUGAACCCGGGCGGCGGUGGGAUGCUGCCCGACGCGUCGCUGAUGACCCGCGGCGACUCACUCAUGCGCGGCGCGGACCGCGGGAGCACGCCCAUGCGCCUCAACGACCGCUUCAGCCACUACAACAGACCGCCGUCGCGCCCGCCGUCGCGCGACCGCUCCGUGGACCGCUUCGCGUCGCGCGGCCAGACGCCCGUGCCGCCCGAGCUGAUCAACCCGCGGUCGCGCGCGCCGUCCGCGCAGCGCUCGACUGCGCAGGACUGGACGCCGGACUCGGGCGUGUACGACGACGAGGCGGCGGCGCCCGCGGGCGGCUCCCGUCGGCCGUCGCGCCCCGCCUCUAUCAUCUCGGGCGAGGCGCCGGCGCUCACCGGCAACGGCUCGGUGGGCGGCGGGUUCCCCGUGCCCUACGCCAUCCCCUCGAGCCCGCAGGAGGCCGAGAGCCUUCUGCGCAAGCGCGCGUGCGGCCAGGAGAUCCCGCCGUGCCCGCCCACGCCCGGCCAGGGCACCGUCAAGCGCACAGAGUCGCUCUACAUCAACCCCAUCGUGCGGCGUCAGGCGCAGGUCAAGACGGCGCCGGCGCCCACGUUGAAGCGCAAGAAGUCGCUGCCGGAGGUGCAGGGGCUGCCCGUGAACAUCAUGUCGCGCGAGGAGGCCGCGGUGCUCAGCUCCGCCCAGAGGCACGAGUUCCGCCGCCAGGCCGAGGAGGCCGAGCUGUACCGCGCCAACCCGCUCCUCUACCUCACCAGUCCUGCCGUUCAGGACUGGUUCUCCCGGCAGCGGCUGGUCAUGCUCAUCCUCUUCCUCAAUCUGUCGCUGGCCUUGAUGUUCUUCAAGCUCCUCUCGUAGCAGCCAGCGAGGUCGCGGGUUCUCGAGGCUGCCGCCCUCCUAGGCGUCCCUGCGUGUCGGCCGCCGCCCGUGCCUUCCUCAGCAGACCACGCCUGCUACUCGCCUGCUCACGUGUGCUGUCAGAAUCUUUAUUUUGUUAUGGUUCGUGACGCGUUCUGCCGCCCAUGUGUGAGCCGUCCCUUUUUGUA
Penaeus monodon (black tiger shrimp) is the source of this 2018-nucleotide messenger RNA. Its product is annotated as junctophilin-1-like. Gene Ontology annotation, cellular component: plasma membrane; endoplasmic reticulum membrane; junctional membrane complex. NCBI's taxonomy places the organism in Eukaryota, Metazoa, Arthropoda, Malacostraca, Decapoda, Penaeidae. The record is from RefSeq and is a predicted model, not a curated record.